Messenger RNA from Rhizophagus irregularis DAOM 181602=DAOM 197198, 904 nucleotides. The record is from RefSeq and is a predicted model, not a curated record. Lineage: Eukaryota; Fungi; Glomeromycota; Glomeromycetes; Glomerales; Glomeraceae.
AAAUUCUAGAAAUACCUAGACAAAUUGAAUUUUUCAUCCCUUUUCGAAUAGCGCAAUAUAAGAUCAAAGCGUUAUUAAAUAAAUUGACGUUAAAAAACUUUGAUUCUAUAUCAAAUCAAAUUAUUUUCUAUGCUAACAAUAGAAGAGAUGGAUAUAUGUUUAGGGAAAUAGUUCGACUUAUAUUUGAAUCUCAUGAUGAACAGAAUUUCAGUGCAAUAUACUAUGCUAAGCUUUGCUCUAAGAUGAUAGAAAGAGUCGAUCCUAAAAUAAUUUCCUUCAAAAAAUCCAGGAAUAAGUUUCUUAAAGGCGGUAUUUUAUUUAAAAAGCAUCUUAUUGGUCGUUGUGAAAACGAUUUUAAGAAUGGUUCCUGGAAGGUUAACAUUGAAUUGCCCCUCAAUAAAAAUGGGGAACCGGAUCUGAUGUCAAAUGAAUAUUAUGCGGCUGCGAAGAUUAGACGACAAGGUCUUGGUUUAAUUAGUUUCAUUGGCGAAUUAUUUAAUUUAAAUAUUAUUUCCGAGAAAGUCGUAUAUGAAUGUAUUGAGAAAUUUUUAGAAUUACCUGAGGAAGUAGAAAUGGAAAAUUUAUGUAGAUUAAUGAAUAUAGUAGGAAAACAACUUGAUCAUAUCGAAUCAAACAAACGUGAUCAAAAAAUGGAAUCAUACUUUGAACAAAUGGAGGAGCUAUCAACAUCUCCGAAUUUGUCAAUCCGCAUUAAAUUUAUGUUAAUGAAUGUUAUAGACUUACGAAAUAAUGCUUGGGAACCUCGAGAGUCGAGAAAGAGAAAUAUUUAAAUUUAAUGAUAAUGUUUAACUAUCAUACCCCCUCCCCUGUAUUUCAAUAGAUAAAUUAUUACAAUUUACAGUAUAUUUUUAUAUUAUUUUUUUUAUAUUUAUAUUAUAAAUAA